Panthera uncia (snow leopard) is the source of this 2962-nucleotide messenger RNA. RefSeq names its product immunoglobulin superfamily containing leucine rich repeat 2 (gene ISLR2). The coding region runs from base 118 to 2358 and encodes 746 amino acids. The record is from RefSeq and is a predicted model, not a curated record. Lineage: Eukaryota; Metazoa; Chordata; Mammalia; Carnivora; Felidae. Gene Ontology annotation, biological process: positive regulation of axon extension. Gene Ontology annotation, molecular function: protein binding. The transcript has a single exon. Gene Ontology annotation, cellular component: cell surface.
CCAGGGCCUGCCCUAGAUGGGUUUGCGGAGGCAGCGCUUAAAAGGGGAGGAAAGCUGGGGCUCAUAAGUCACCUUCUCCCCUCUUCCCCACCCCGGCUUCCAUCCACAGGAUCCGCGAUGGUGCGCUUGCGGGCUCUGUGGCUGGCCUGGGCUCUGCUAGGAGGGGCCGCAGCUUGCCCAGAGCCGUGCGCCUGCGUGGACAAGUAUGCACACCAGUUCGCCGACUGCGCCUACAAGGAGCUGCGCGAGGUGCCAGAAGGACUGCCGGCCAACGUGACCACGCUUAGUCUGUCGGCCAACAAGAUCACCGUGCUGCGGCGUGGGGCCUUCGCCGACGUCACGCAGGUCACGUCGCUGUGGCUGGCGCACAAUGAGGUGCGCACGGUGGAGCCCGGCGCGCUGGCGGUGCUGAGCCAGCUCAAGAACCUCGACCUAAGCCACAACCUCAUAUCCAGCUUCCCGUGGAGCGACCUCCGUAACCUGAGCGCGCUGCAGCUGCUCAAAAUGAACCACAAUCGCUUGGGCUCGCUGCCCCGGGACGCACUGGGUGCGCUGCCCGACCUGCGCUCCCUGCGCAUCAACAACAACCGCCUUCGUACACUGGCCCCUGGCACCUUCGACGCGCUUAGCGCGCUGUCACAUCUGCAACUCUAUCACAACCCCUUCCACUGCGGCUGCAGCCUUGUGUGGCUGCAGGCCUGGGCCGCAAACACCAGGGUUUCGUUACCCGAGCCCGACUCCAUCGCGUGCGCCUCGCCUCCCGCGCUGCAGGGGGUGCCGGUGCACCGCCUGCCCGCCCUGUCCUGUGCACCACCCAGCGUGCGUCUGAGUGCUGAACCACCGCCUGAGGCACCGGACAGCCCCUGGCCCGCGGGCCUAGCGCUCCUGCUACACUGCUUCGCGGAAGGACAUCCCACGCCCCGCCUGCAAUGGCAACUUCAGAUCCCGGGUGGCACCGUGGUCUUAGAGCCUCCGGUCCAGAGCGGGGAGGACUACGCGGAUGCGGCGGAAGACGGAGAGGAGGAAGGAGAUGGGGACGGGCCAACGCAGACGGAGGCCCCAAUCCCGACUCCGGCACCCGCUUGGCCCGCACCCCCAGCCAACCCACGCUUCCUGGCCCUCACAAACGGUUCCCUAUCGGUUCCGCUCCUGAGUGCCAAGGAAGCAGGUGUCUACACCUGCCGUGCCUACAACGAGCUGGGUGCCAACUCCACGUCACUACGCGUGGCAGUGGCGGCUUCUGGGCCCCCAAAACACGCUCCUGGCUCUGGGGGAGACUCUGAUGGGCAGGCCCCUACUUCUGAGCGCAAGUCCACAGCCAAAGGCCGGGGCAACAGCGUCCUACCCUCCAAACCCGAGGGUAAAAUCAAAGGCCCAGGCCUGGUCCGGGUUAGCAUCCUGGGCGAGACGGAGGCGGGGCCGGAGGAGGAGGAGGCAGGUGAGGGAGAGGAGGCAGAAGACCAGGUCUCUGCAGAUCCGGUGGAGGAGCAACGCUGUGGCCACGGGGACCCCUCGCGGUACGUGUCCAACCACGCAUUCAAUCAGAGCGCAGAGCUCAAGCAGCACGUCUUUGAGCUGGGCGUCAUCGCGCUGGACGUGGCGGAGCGUGAGGCUCGGGUGCAGCUGACGCCGCUGGCGGCGCGCUGGGGAUCUGGGCCCAGCGGGGCUGGGGGAGCCGGGCGGCCGGGACGGCGGCCGCUGCGCCUGCUCUACUUGUGCCCAGCGGGGGGCGGCGCAGCUGUACAGUGGUCGCGAGUGGAGGAGGGCGUCAACGCCUAUUGGUUCCGCGGCCUGCGGCCUGGCACCAACUACUCGGUGUGCCUGGCGCUGGCAGGCGAGGCCUGCCACGUGCAAGUGGUGUUUGCCACCAAGAAGGAGUUGCCCUCGCUGCUGGUUAUCGUGGCGGUGAGCGUGUUCCUCCUGGUGCUGGCCACCGUGCCCCUGCUGGGCGCCGCCUGCUGCCAUCUGCUGGCCAAACACCCGGGUAAGCCCUAUCGUCUUAUACUGCGGCCCCAGGCCCCUGACCCCAUGGAGAAACGCAUCGCCGCAGACUUUGACCCCCGUGCGUCCUACCUCGAGUCCGAGAAAAGCUACCCGGCAGGCGGUGAGGCAGACGUCGUGGAGCCCGAGGAGGCUCCCGGGGAGGGCCUUGAUGAAGACGCGGAGCAGGGGGACCCAGGUGGGGACCUGCAGAGGGAGGAGAGCCUGGCGGCCUGCUCGCUGGUGGAGUCCCAGUCCAAGGCCAACCAAGAGGAGUUCGAGGCGGGCUCUGAAUACAGUGAUCGGCUGCCCCUGGGCGCCGAGGCGGUCAACAUCGCCCAGGAGAUUAAUGGCAACUACAGGCAGACGGCAGGCUGAACCCCCAGCCCGACUGGCCCGCCCAUUCCCAUCCCCCACCUUGGGUACCUGGGAGCUGAAGCCUAGGGCUGGCAGGACGUAAGCCUCCCCACCCCCCACCCGCAACCUUCACUUACUCCGCCCCUUUACCAGACCCGAUCUUCACUACUGGGGACUUCCAGUGGGGAGUGGGGCGACUUCAGCAGUCCCAGGCCGCCCACUACUGUCCUUGUCCUUGUGGGUUCAGUUCCACUACCACCGCAAGCACGGUUACUAGCUCUACCCACGGACUGGGAAGUGAAAUCCACACCUCUCCAUUCCCACCGCAAUUGUUAUCUGCGAAAUCUGCUCUGCAGCCUGUCCCACCGUGGGCUCUGGAACCAGAGGAAACGGGAGAAGACGUUGGAAACAUCUGGUGGUAACGCUGUGGCAGGGAGUCAUUCUGGGACCCUCAGCAGAUGUCCCUUGCGUGGACCGCUGUAGGGUCCUGCCUGGACCCCUACUCCGCCCUUUCCGGGGUGCACGUCCCGGAAGUCAGGACUCGGUAGCAACUCCCUAGUUUUAGUUUCAAAGCCCCCUUCCGACUGGGAAACAAACCCGUCUGUUCCCCUCCCCCCCUCCCCAA